Photinus pyralis (common eastern firefly) is the source of this 511-nucleotide messenger RNA. RefSeq names its product probable protein disulfide-isomerase A4. Lineage: Eukaryota; Metazoa; Arthropoda; Insecta; Coleoptera; Lampyridae. The record is from RefSeq and is a predicted model, not a curated record. Gene Ontology annotation, biological process: protein folding. Gene Ontology annotation, molecular function: protein disulfide isomerase activity. Gene Ontology annotation, cellular component: endoplasmic reticulum. The coding region runs from base 36 to 419 and encodes 127 amino acids. The transcript is spliced from 3 exons.
AAACCUGAAUUCUAGUUGUGGCAGUAUUACGUAAAAUGGCUUGCGUCAAUAAAUUCUUUCUGAUUUUCAUAUCGCUUAUACUACCGUUUGGUGGUUAUGGACAAGUGUACGAAUUAUCAAGCGUUAAUUUCGAAGCAGUUAUUUCCCAAUAUAAAAUUUUGGUACACUUUUAUUCAAGCGUGAGCCCAGGGUGUAGGCAAAUGUCAACUGAUUAUUCAGUCACAGCAGCAUCUCUGACUAAAAGUGGAUCCGAUAUUAAAUUGGGAAGAUUAAGUUGUGAUCUGGAAAGAACUUUGUGUGUAGAAGCUGGUGUCAAAUUUGUUCCGACAAUAAAAUACUAUAGGAAUGGAGCCGUGAUCGAUUACACUGGUAGUCGAACUGCUGUCGGGUUUCUUACGUUCCUGAGCAAAUAUCCUUAAAUAGAAGAAAAUGAGAGAUAAUCAUAGAGCAGAACGCAGAAAAUAAACGUGUUUUAACACCUUGUUUGUUAUACUUUGUUCCACAACCGGAC